CUAAUUUGAUAAGCCCUCUCCAAAAACCUAAGUGCUUCAAACCCGCUUUCUUCCCUCUGCGAUUUCAUCUACUACGACGACGUUUUCCCCUCAGCCACCAACAGCGGAGCCGCUGCCGCUGCUGCUUCGGGAUGCUGCACUGAUUACGCCUACCUGAGUAUUAUCCUAUUGAAAGAGGAGAAAUUUUUUUGUUAUGGGAUCUCCUGAACGUGUUAGGAGUUCUAAGAAACGGGAAAUUGAGGAGGAUAUAGAGGUGAACAUUGAUAUUGUGAGGGAUGAUGAUGAAUGGGUUGGUGAUGAGAAGAGGAGGCAACGGUUAAGCAAGUCUAGGCAACAGGGGAGUGGUGAUGAUGUUGAUGGCUUAAAUGGUAAUGGGAAAAGAAGAAGUACAUCGGAGAGACAUGAGAGUCGGAAGAGGGUGGGCAGUUCAAGCAGAGGUGAUAGUGAUCAGGAUGACUAUGGAAGCAGAAGAGAGUCACGGUCUAAGCAGUUGAAGAAGAAGCAAGAAGAGAGUACGCUGGAUGUGUUAAGCUCCUGGUACGAAGAUAAUGAUGCAGAAAAUAAGCUUGAUGGUGGGGACAAACCUGGGGGUGGAGGACACAGUAGAACUGAAGAAAGUGACAGAAAAAAAUCUUCUUCCAAGUACCCAGAACAGGACACUGAUAUGGAGAAGGUGCCAGAUAGAGAUAUGGUCAAAAAAGAUGUGGGGCGAGAGAAGCCACAUGGUGUUGCUGAGCAUGGCAGAAGCCAUCGCAGGAGAUGGGAUGAGCCUGAUGACACUGGUAGAGCAUAUGACUAUGGAGACAAGUCUGAUGCAAGAAGUGGCAAACCUUCUGAUGUUAAACUGGACAGUGCAAAUGAAAGAGAGAGAAGUGAUCCUUUGCAAAUUGAAUCAAACGAUAUCCAAAGCAAGGGAUCUGAACCAGUUAAUGAGAAAGGUAUAAGGUCCAAUGAUAGAGAGGAGAGACGAGUUGAUUCAGAAAGGAAAACUAGAGGAAGGUCUGAAUUUCCUGAAGAAGACAAUAGGGGAAGUUUGGCACGUGAUGAUGCAUCAAAUAAAGAAAGAUCUCAGGAGCAUGGACAACAAAGAAAUCCUACUAGAGAUGUUGCUGACAGCUAUGGGAGAUCUUCUAAUGCUGAGGAAGAUGCAGGUGCAUGGGGGAGAGACAAAAGUAGAAGAGAUGUAGAUAACAGCACAUCCAGAGUGCCUGAGAAGAGUGGAAGACGUCAAUUUGAGUCAGACAAUUCUGAGAUGGACUACGAAAGAAGCACUCCAGCUAGGAGGAAGGAAUCAGGAAAAGAUGGCACAUACGAUGAUAGAUCAAAAGGAAGAGAUGAUAGUUGGAGUGAGAGAAGUUGGGACCGGGAAAAUGCUAAAGAUGCUUGGAAAAGAAAGCAUGACAAGGAGGCAAGAGAUAAUGACCCAGCCUGUGAUGGCAUCAGGGACUGGGAGUUGCCCCGGCGUGGCCGUGACAGGAUUGAUGGUCGCUCUGGCGGCAGAAAAGAUGGAAGCAGAACUGAAGCUGUGAAAACCUCUUCAAAGUAUGGAAUAUCAAAUGAAAAUUAUGAUGUCAUUGAAAUCCAAACCAAGCCAUUUGAUUAUGGAAGAGAAGAUUCUAGAUCCAGAAAUAGUGACGUUAUUCAGGAAGGGGAGGAAUUUGCUUAUUCAAGGGAGGAGAGAUCACGAAGCUUACAAGGAUCUGCACAAUCUGGUGAAGAUACAAAAGACAGUGUCCUAGAUGCCGAUCUUGCAAUGCAGGACCAGAAUUCAUGGAGGGAUGACAAUGACUUUCAGGGAGAAAAAUCUAGAGGUCAGAAACCUAUUGCGUCCAACCGUGGUGCUGGUGCCCAAAGUUCCAGUGGUGGCUCUUUAGCUCUACCUGGGGGUCAGGAUCCUGGUUCGUAUGGUAGAUCUCCCUCUCAAGGUAACAGGGGAAACAGAAUGGGGAGACCAGGACGGGGUAGACCUUCUGGAAGAGACAACCAGCAAGGCGGUAUUCCAGUGCCAUUAUCUGGAUCGACUUUUGGUCCACUUGGACUACCACCUCCUGGGCAUAUGCAAUCUUUGCCCCCUAAUAUGUCUCCUGCUCCGGGUCCCAUUUCUCCUGGAGUCUUUAUUCCACCAUUUCAAGCUCCCAUGUUAUGGCCUGGAGCUCGAGGUGUUGAUAUGAAUAUGCUUGCUGUUCCACCUGGCCUCCCUCCUGUCCCUCCUAGUCCUCUAGGACCUAGAUUCUCCCCAAAUCUAGGAAAUGCUCCAAAUGCCGCUAUGAUGUUUAAUCCAUCAGGGCCUGGAAGGGGAAUGCUUCCUAGUAUGUCUGGUCCAAAUUUUAAUGCAUUGUCCCCAGCAGGUCGUGGCCAGCCACAAGACAAAGCAUCUGGAGGAUGGAAUCCACCUAGAAUAAAUGCUCCCCCUGGAAAAGCUCCGUCCAGAGGAGAGCAAAAUGAUUACUCUCAGAACUUUGUUGACACUGGUAUGCGGCCUCAGAAUUUCAUCAGAGAGUUAGAGCUCACUAGUGUUGUGGAGGACUAUCCAAAGCUUCGGGAGCUUAUACAAAAAAAGGAUGAAAUUGUUUCCAAAUCUGCUUCUGCUCCUAUGUACUACAAGUGUGACCUGCGGGAGCAGGUGCUUUCUUCAGAAUUUUUUGGUACCAAGUUUGAUGUAAUUCUCGUAGACCCACCAUGGGAAGAAUAUGUCCAUCGAGCUCCUGGUGUCACUGACCACACAGAUCACUGGACAUUUGAAGAAAUAAUGAACUUGAAGAUUGAGGCAAUUGCUGACACUCCAUCUUUUAUCUUCCUUUGGGUUGGUGAUGGUGUCGGGCUGGAGCAAGGACGACAAUGUCUGAAGAAGUGGGGAUUUCGUAGAUGUGAAGAUAUAUGCUGGGUGAAGACAAAUAAAACAAAUGCUACACCUGGACUACGCCAUGAUUCUCAUACUCUCUUUCAGCGCUCAAAGGAGCAUUGCUUGAUGGGCAUAAAGGGGACUGUUCGUCGCAGUACUGAUGGCCAUAUAAUCCAUGCCAACAUCGAUACUGAUGUGAUAAUAGCCGAGGAGCCACCUUAUGGUUCUACAGCAAAACCUGAGGAUAUGUACCGAAUAAUUGAGCAUUUUGCUCUCGGUCGAAGAAGGGUCGAGCUUUUUGGUGAGGACCAUAACAUUCGUUCCGGCUGGUUGACAGUCGGCACUGGAUUAUCCUCUUCAAACUUCAACUCUGAGGCAUAUGUGAGGAACUUUGGAGACAAGGACGGGAAAGUUUGGCUCGGAGGGGGCGGGAGAAACCCACCACCGGAUGCUCCCCAUCUCGUCCUGACGACACCUGAAAUAGAAUCCCUCCGGCCCAAGUCACCGAUGAAGAAUCAGCAGCAGCAGUCAGCUUCCAUCUCUCUAACUACAGCGAAUUCGAGCUCCAAGAGGCCAACUGUCACUUCGCCUCAGAACCACCAGGCGCCUAAUCUGAACCAGGAAGGGUCAAGCUCCAACCUCCCCUCUCCGGCCCCGUGGGCCUCCCCGUUGGAGGCGUUCAAGGGACGAGAAGGCGGUGGCCAUCUGCCCUCGGACGAGAGGAUGUUUGAUAUGUAUGGGUAUAAUGCACCAUUUGGGCCGCCUGCUGGAGACUUUAUUGAUUAUGAGUCUCAUAGAGGGAUGAAUAUGUUGUAGCUUGUGCCUUUUCAACAUUUUUUAUUCAUAUUUCAAUCUCAUAAACUGUUUUUGCUA
This is a messenger RNA of Salvia splendens (bonfire salvia), 3715 nucleotides long. Its product is annotated as N6-adenosine-methyltransferase non-catalytic subunit MTB. Lineage: Eukaryota; Viridiplantae; Streptophyta; Magnoliopsida; Lamiales; Lamiaceae. Gene Ontology annotation, biological process: mRNA modification; methylation. Gene Ontology annotation, molecular function: mRNA binding; methyltransferase activity. The coding region runs from base 194 to 3658 and encodes 1154 amino acids. Gene Ontology annotation, cellular component: RNA N6-methyladenosine methyltransferase complex; nucleus. The record is from RefSeq and is a predicted model, not a curated record. The transcript has 7 exons.